This is a messenger RNA of Trematosphaeria pertusa, 1291 nucleotides long. Its product is annotated as alcohol dehydrogenase. Bases 100 to 1146 code for a protein of 348 amino acids. Gene Ontology annotation, molecular function: oxidoreductase activity. The transcript is spliced from 4 exons. Lineage: Eukaryota; Fungi; Ascomycota; Dothideomycetes; Pleosporales; Trematosphaeriaceae. The record is from RefSeq and is a predicted model, not a curated record.
GCUCUUUCCAUUAAUUGAUCGCGCAUUGCCCUCCCAUAUCCGGUUCUCCCCCUUACUUCUCAUCUACUCUUACGAACAUCCGUCUCCAGAUUUAGCACCAUGGCACCCUCAACGGCCAAGCAGUGGAAUGUGCACGGAACGUCCGGCUUCGAUUCGCUGAAGCUCAAUGCGAACGCGCCCGUUCCUCAAUUGGGCGACAAGGAUGUUCUCGUCAAGAUGCACGCAGCGUCUCUGAAUUACCGCGACCUCAUCAUUCCCAAAGGAAAAUACCCGUUCGGCGUCAAAGACGGUGUCGUCCCUGGAUCCGACGGCGCCGGCACUGUCGAAGCUGUCGGACCGCGGGUAACGCGAUUCAAGCCUGGAGACAAGGUCGUAACGCUCUUCAACCAAGGCCACCUUGGCGGCUCGCUUGAUGGCGCAAGCCUCCAAACCGGCCUUGGAGGCGUCGUGGACGGCACCCUUCGCGAAUAUGCCUCCUUCGAUGAGCAAGGCCUCGUGCAGAUGCCGACCAACCUCAACUUCCUCGAAGCCAGCACGCUCAGCUGCGCUGCGCUCACUGCCUGGAAUGCGCUCUACGGCCUCGAGACACGAGCACUCAAGCCCGGCCAGACUGUGCUCACCCAGGGCACUGGCGGCGUCAGCAUCUUCGCCCUUCAAUUCGCAAAAGCGGCAGGCGCCCGGGUCAUCGCCACCACCUCGUCACCCCAAAAAGCCGAACUACUCAAGAAAUACGGCGCCGACCACAUCAUCAACUACAAAGAGAAUCCCAACUGGGGCGAGGAAGCCAAGAAACUGACCCCCGGCGGCGCCGGCGUCGAGCACGUCGUCGAGGUCGGCGGUCCGACCACAAUGGCGCAGUCCCUCAAAGCCAUCAAGAUCGACGGCGUGAUUUCGAUCAUCGGCUUCAUUGGAGGCUUCGACAAGCAGCAGCCCUCGUUCCUCGACUGCUUGAACAACGUCUGCACUGUCCGCGGUCUCCUCGUGGGCAGCAGGCUGCAGUUUGAGGACAUGAAUCGCGCCAUCGAAGCGAACGACAUCCACCCCAUUGUGGACGAGAAGAUGUUCGAGCUGACGCAGCUGAAGGAGGCGUAUGAGUACAUGUGGGACCAGAAGCACUUUGGCAAACUGUGCGUCAAGAUCGCGUAGGUAUAGGGAGUCCUGACGCCUUUCGGGGCCCUUCCCGUCGCCUCUAUAGGGAUGGAGGAGGGUAUACACAAUAUGUCGGUAUCUACCUGGAGGCCCUUGAGGUGCCUUACAUAGAAUUGGAAUAAGAUCACCAAUCACAGACCGC